GUCUCACCAUGCUGGUGGCUUUAGGGUUCUCGUGCGGUGCUGCUGGCAUCUCCAGGCGGGAGGCUGCCUAUCGUCCUCUCGGCGCAGCAGGAACGCUGAACCAUGAGAGAAGUUACCUUUCCGCAAGCUUGUGAAAGGGAGGCCUGAGCUUAAGACUCGAGGGCUUGAAUCCAGCGCGACCCCAGUGCGAUGGAACUUUGUCAGUCACAGCAAAAUCGCGCAAGUGAGUGCUGGAAUACCGGAACUUGAAGCUAACCCAGGCGCCAGACGCCGGUUGGGAGCUCCUUAGAGUGGGUCUCCCUAGUGGAGGGAGGUUGGAUGCGCAACGCUGACAUCUACAGGGGGGUUGUGGGGGGGCAGGUCCUGCAACCUUGCUUGAAGCAGGGCGGGCGGCGCCGAGAAACAGGGGCUGCGGAGCCGAGCGGGAGCCAGAGUGGACGCUGCGGCCGAGCAGUCUUCCUGCGGUCCGAAUCAGUCACACUGCGUUCAGUAGUCCGCCGCGGGUUUGGCUGCUGAAGUUAUGCAGCCCCGUGGGGAGCGGCCUGCUGGCAGGACGCAGAGCCCAGAGCACAGCAGCCCGGGGCCCGGGCCUGAGGCGCCCCCGCCGCCCCAGCCGCCGGCCCCUGAGGCAGAACGAGCUCGGCCCAGGCAGGCCCGGCCUGCAGCCCCCAUGGAAGGUGCGAUGCAGCUCCUGAGCCGAGAGGGUCACAGUGUGGCACACAACUCGAAGCGGCACUACCAUGAUGCUUUUGUGGCUAUGAGCCGCAUGCGGCAGCGUGGCCUCUUGUGUGACAUCGUCCUGCAUGUGGCAGCCAAGGAGAUCCGUGCUCAUAAGGUGGUGUUGGCCUCCUGCAGCCCCUACUUCCACGCUAUGUUCACAAAUGAAAUGAGUGAGAGCCGCCAGACACACGUGACGCUGCAUGACAUUGACCCGCAGGCCUUAGACCAACUGGUGCAGUUUGCAUACACAGCUGAGAUCGUGGUGGGCGAGGGGAAUGUACAGACUCUACUCCCAGCUGCCAGCCUUCUACAGUUGAAUGGUGUUCGAGAUGCCUGCUGCAAGUUCCUCCUGAGCCAGCUUGACCCCUCCAACUGCUUGGGCAUCCGAGGAUUUGCAGACACGCAUUCAUGCAGUGACCUGCUCAAGGCAGCGCACAGGUACGUGCUGCAGCACUUCGUGGAUGUGGCCAAGACUGAGGAGUUCAUGCUGUUGCCACUGAAACAGGUCCUGGAAUUGGUCUCUAGUGAUAGCCUGAACGUGCCCUCAGAGGAAGAUGUCUAUCGUGCAGUCCUGAGCUGGGUCAAACAUGAUGUAGACACUCGGAGGCAGCAUGUACCAAGGCUGAUGAAGUGUGUACGGCUGCCUCUGCUGAGCCGAGACUUCCUAUUGGGCCACGUCGAUGCUGAAAGCCUUGUGAGGCAUCAUCCUGACUGCAAGGAUCUGCUCAUUGAGGCUCUUAAGUUCCACCUGCUGCCUGAGCAGAGGGGUAUUCUGGGUACUAGCCGCACAAGACCCCGUCGCUGUGAGGGUGCUGGUCCUGUGCUCUUUGCCGUUGGUGGUGGGAGCCUGUUUGCCAUCCAUGGAGACUGCGAAGCAUAUGACACUCGAACUGACCGCUGGCACGUGGUGGCCUCCAUGUCCACACGGCGGGCCCGUGUAGGAGUCGCCGCCAUUGGGAACCGACUGUAUGCUGUGGGCGGAUAUGAUGGAACCUCAGACCUGGCGACAGUGGAGUCCUAUGACCCUGUGACAAACACAUGGCAGCCCGAAGUGUCCAUGGGCACAAGGCGAAGCUGCCUGGGUGUAGCUGCCCUGCAUGGGCUUCUGUAUGCAGCCGGCGGCUAUGAUGGGGCUUCCUGCCUCAACAGUGCUGAACGGUAUGACCCACUGACAGGAACAUGGACAUCCAUUGCUGCCAUGAGCACCCGGAGACGAUAUGUGCGUGUGGCCACACUUGAUGGGAACCUGUACGCCGUGGGUGGUUAUGACAGCUCAUCACACCUGGCCACCGUGGAGAAGUACGAGCCCCAGGUGAAUUCAUGGACACCUGUGGCCUCCAUGCUGAGUCGGCGCAGCUCUGCAGGAGUAGCAGUGCUGGAAGGUGCCCUAUAUGUGGCAGGGGGCAACGAUGGCACAAGCUGCCUCAACUCAGUGGAGAGAUACAGCACCAAGGCUGGUGCCUGGGAGAGUGUGGCACCCAUGAAUAUCCGCAGGUGUAUAAGGCCAGGGGUGGGUGGUGAGUGGUUCUGCCACUACGUCUGGUUUACUCCUGGAGCCUUGCUCCAGGAGUGGUAUACACAGCACCUCAGCAGUGCAGCAGGUCCAUGGGUUCCUCCUGGGCACCUGGGGCUCCUUUCAUCGCCCUGUCCCUAUGGUUCCUUCAUUUGCACCCCACUCAUUUGGCUUGUCUCUCGACCUGCCCCUUGGGCUUACUCUUGCCUACCCAACCCCCAGGAGCACACACGACCUGGUGGCCAUGGACGGAUGGCUCUACGCUGUAGGGGGCAAUGAUGGCAGCUCCAGCCUCAACUCCAUAGAGAAGUACAACCCAAGGACCAACAAGUGGGUGGCGGCAUCCUGCAUGUUCACAAGACGCAGCAGUGUGGGUGUGGCAGUGCUAGAGCUGCUCAACUUCCCACCGCCAUCCUC
Molecule: messenger RNA, 2650 nt
Organism: Arvicola amphibius (Eurasian water vole)
Lineage: Eukaryota; Metazoa; Chordata; Mammalia; Rodentia; Cricetidae
Gene: Klhl17
Product: kelch like family member 17
Exons: 12
Coding region: 521-2512 (663 amino acids)
Molecular function (GO): protein binding
Source: RefSeq, a predicted model, not a curated record